Messenger RNA from Drosophila grimshawi, 1580 nucleotides. RefSeq names its product hybrid signal transduction histidine kinase K. The record is from RefSeq and is a predicted model, not a curated record. NCBI's taxonomy places the organism in Eukaryota, Metazoa, Arthropoda, Insecta, Diptera, Drosophilidae. The coding region runs from base 347 to 874 and encodes 175 amino acids. The transcript is spliced from 2 exons.
UCUGUGAACAUUCAUAUCGUACGGAUGCGUGUGCUCCGUAUAUCGUGCUUUGUAUCUUAAGUCGCGAACGCGUUCGUAUAAUCCAAAAUAAGGAAAAAACUGUGCCAAGAGCAUCUACAAAUUAUACAAGUCAAUACCCAACUAUAUAUCUGUUCGCGGCGAAUUGCAAUUUGCAGUUUACAAUGGUCUCUCUCUUGAGCUGAGCAUGCAUGUGUAUUGCUUGCAUGUCGUUGCUUGCCAAAGAAAGUUCAAGUGAAAGCUGCAAUAAAUAGCAAAACAAAAAAAAUACAAAAUAAAAACAAAGAGCAAUACAAAAAAAAAAAAAAUAGAAAUCUUGCAGAGUAAAAUGCUGUCGUCGUUGACAAGGGUAGCACCGCUGGGGGCGCAACCCCGGCUAUCACAUGCGCCGCGCCCCGCCAUCCUACCGGCGGAUAAAAAGUCCAUUCAGCGAAAUCUAUUCGGCAGUUUUCCGGGCUGUGAGGAUAUCGAUGCGAUGAUGAAGCAGGAUGAAGAACUCAAAAUCGAACAAUUGAAAAAACGAUACAAUCUUAAAUUGGAGGACAGUGGAGAAGAGUGCAAUCAUCUGAUCUCAGCGACGUCGAAGCAAUCGAUACUCGUCAUCGACAGCAUCAGCGAGAAAAAAUUAAAAUCUCGUUCCUGCAAGGAGAGAAUAUAUAAACGACAACAAAGCAUCAAAGCUCAAUUGCGUAUUCGCAAAACCCACAAUGUAAACUCGAAUGUGCCAAAUCAAAAGAAGAACAACAACAAUAACAAUAAUAAUAAUAACAACAACAACAACAACAGCAACAAGAACUAUUCUAAGGCUGAUAGCCGUAGUACCGAAAUGGGGGCAGAUGGGGCUAAGAAAGAAUAGAAGCAAUAAUUGAUAUUUAAUUUAUACAAAUUUUAUUAUCUAAAUAAUUUAUGUUUUUUUUUAUGUGUGUUUUUAUUAAUAUUGGCAAUACGUAAAAUGUUAUCGACAUUACUUAAUGUACAUCAAUUUGUAGGACCAUUUGUAAUUAGUAAAUAUAAAUUAAGGAUUAUUGUAGAUCAUCCCAUAAGUUACCCACACACACACACACAUACACACACACACACACACCCACACACACACACUCAUAAACACAUACAUACACCCCUCCCCUAAUUUCAAAGAGUUCUCAGCGUGUUUCUGGCCUCUGCAGCACACGUGUGCCGAAAGUAUUUUUAAUUGUCAUGAUCUCAUGUAAUUUAAUUGAAAUUAUUUAAAAAGCAAUUUACACAGGCAGUUCUACAGUACAACGCUUAAGUUCGUAUAUCUAUUGUACAUUUUGGUAUUCAUUAAUUGUGUAUAGGAAAUACAUUAUGUAUUUCACAUUACGGUUAACAAAAUUUUGAACUACUCAAAAAAAAAAAAAAAAAUACAACACAAACUGUGCAUAUUUCCUUAAAUGAAACUCAAAAUUGUAAAGCUUAGACAACACACAAUUAAAUUAUGAAAAUAAAAAACAAAAAACAAAAAAAAAACAACUACAUAAUACUGCACUUUUUUUCUAGCAAAAAGAAAAACAGAAUCUUGAAAAAAAGAAACAAAAUAAAAA